AUGGAAAUUGGGGAAUAAAAGAUACAUUGUGAUAAGCAUAACAAGAAAUGCUAUUUCAUCUGCAUAUAGAAGGAAUGUUAAGUAGGAAGAAGACUUUUGUGCACGAAAUGCAUUUCCAGCCAACUUCACAAUUAACAUAAACUAGUUGACUUUGAAGAUGCAAAUAAAUGGAUAAUAUAGAAAGAGAAGGAGUGCAUAGAAUAGCUAAGUGAGUAAUCAACUGAAAUUUGGAGGCAAUUCUCUUCAUCAAAAUAAAAAAUCAAUUGUCUACUUGAAUCAAUAGAAUUAAAUCUAAUCGCAAUACUUUCACCAACACUGCAUAAACUUAAGGAAAAUCUGAAAACCAAUAAUAUUUUCAAUAUUGCCCAAUCAUUAUCAGAUUUUAAUUUAUAGACUCCAAAAUAGUAAGAUUAAGUGAUAGAUUUGUAAUUUUUGGAAGAAAGGAUGAAUAAUUCCCUGUUAUUAUUGGAGGAGUUGAAUACUAAAGUGCAUUAAUUGGAUCAUAGAUUUCUUUGGAAAUAAAUCAAGAAUUUCAAUGGACAUGAUGAUGUGAUUUAUUCAUUGGACAUAUCUCCAGAUGGGAAGAGGGCAGUCACUGGAGGAGGAGAUAUGUAAAUAAGAUUGUGGGACUUGAUAAAUUAUGCUUAGAUUGGUAAUUCAAUUCAAGCUCACGAUGGGAUAGUUUGGUGUGUAGCAUAUGGAUAAAAUUGUAUUAUUUCUGGUAGUGAUGAUAACACAAUUAAAUAUUGGGAUGACAAAACUAUGAAGGUGAUAGAUGUAAAAUAUACAAAUGACCCAGUGUUUUCUCUUGAAUUAAAUUAAGAUUACACACAUUUGGCAUCGGGGAUAAAUAACUUGAUUGGUCUUUGGAAUCAAAGCGAUAGGAAGCAAAUUGGGAUAUUGAAAGGACAUACAGAUUAUGUGACUUCACUGUCUUUUUAUACUCAUUUUCUAGUUUCUGGAUCAAAAGAUAAAUCAGUUAGAUUGUGGAACACUUAGACCAAGUAAUUGAUUAAUAUAUUUUCUGGGAAUUAAAAUACUAUAAGAAGUGUGGCAUUUUCUAAAGAUGGCAAAUACAUAGCUUCAGGAGGGUAUGAUAAAAUAGUUAGAGUUUGGAAUCAAAGCACUAAUAAAAUGGUAUAGCAUGAUCAUGGAGAUAUUAUUUGGAGUGUGAGAUUUCUGGAUAAUGACACGGUAAUAACUGGCGGGAAAAAUGCUAAAAUUAAAUUCUGGAAUUUGAAUGAAAGUCAUCAAAGUGAUGUGUCUAUUGAAUGUGAAAGAGGAAUAAUGACAAUGUCUAUAACAACUUCUGGUAAUACUAUAAUUGCGGCAACAAACAAAGACAUUUGCAUUUUUGAGAAACCUAAUUGA
Paramecium octaurelia is the source of this 1371-nucleotide messenger RNA. The record is from the annotation of a GenBank genome assembly. Lineage: Eukaryota; Ciliophora; Oligohymenophorea; Peniculida; Parameciidae.